Acanthochromis polyacanthus (spiny chromis) is the source of this 1247-nucleotide messenger RNA. RefSeq lists its product as uncharacterized. The transcript has 8 exons. Lineage: Eukaryota; Metazoa; Chordata; Actinopteri; Pomacentridae. The record is from RefSeq and is a predicted model, not a curated record. Bases 219 to 1247 code for a protein of 342 amino acids.
UGUGUCAUCCAGAAAAUAAAAAAAAUACCCUAUGUACAUGUUAACAAGGUAAAUAAACAGUUCACUAGACUUUUACCAGAGGGGAUCUUUCAGGGUUUAUGCACUUUAUUUCAACACAAGUGUAUAUCAGCUCAUGUGACACAUCUAUGAUUAAUCCCUCAUCACAUGAAGGACGUGAUGAGUAGAAUGUGAUCUUUACCUUUAUAUUUUUGCGCCACAUGGAACAUUUCAUACAGGGAGACUUUGAAGUGACAGUGAACUUGGAAAGUGACACAAUAGCUACUCUGAAGAACAAGCUGGCAAAUGAAAGUGGAAUUCCUUCACAUGUCCUUCAUUACAAAGGUGACACUGGCAGUGGCAACACACUCCAAAGUUGUGGAAUCACAGAGGGGUCAACGUUGUACUUCUCGUUGUCCACCUUCUCUGAGGAAGCUCAGGCUGCCACUGCGUUCUUCAUUGAUGAUGUUGUGCCCUCAGUCCAACAAACAUCCAAAGGAAUGAGUUUCUUGUUGUCAUCUCUCUACAUCAUUAAAUGCAAGCUUUCAAUGGAUUCACAGAAGAAGUUGAUUGGCUAUAUCCGAAAACUGACUGGAUGUAACCCUCUGGCCCAAAGUUUGCAUCAGUUACUCUGUAAGAAUGAAACCAUAUCCAGGACCCAGAAGAUUGCAGUGGUUGAAGGCCUGUAUGCUCUCUUUCGAGAGCUUUUGCCACGUCUUGGAAUGAAUCAAGGGGAAAAGAUCAUUGAGGACCUUGAUGUCUUUGAGUAUUCAACCUACUGCUGGGCAUAUCUAAUGUCAGAGGCUAAGGAGACAUCAGAACAUGAGAAUUAUGCACCGUAUGGUCUGAUGGCAGAAGACGGCAGUCGCUUCUGUGAACCAGUCACUGUACCUGGAAUACCAGGUGCCAUGGAAAGAGCAGCUGUACUGCAGAAAAUUAAAGAUGGAGAGAGGAUUCCAAACUGCAGUGAUGAGGUUUUGCGAGAAACAUCACUCAAGAGAGCUACCAACAUUGAGAAAAUUUUGCUCAGUGUUCAUCCUUCACUCACAACCUAUCAUGUUUGGAUUUCUCAUGACAGCGUGACUGGUCAGAAUUUUCAGAUAAAUACUGGCAGGACUUUUGGAAGCAUGGUAGAGGACUUGAAAGCUUUCCCUGACCUCAGUGUGACUCCACCACUGCUGCUGAAGGAUUUAGGGUGUCAAGACCCACAUCUUGUUUUCAUAAGUGAAGAUGGGUGGGAUUAUGGGUAA